AAUCCACUGAAACAAACGCUAUCUAAAGAGUAGAUUUCAUCAAAUUAUAGCAACCAAAUAGUAAUUCUCCCAAAUUUCUCCCAAUAAUUGGCAAUUCGGUAACGGUUCGACCAGACUCGAAACUAACCGGUAAUGAAACCACCGCACAGGAGAAAUAAACAUGAGAGGAGGAGACGCCAUUUUCACUUCCGCCUGAAACACCAAGGGGAACCAUCGCCUUCACUGAAACCCUAAUCUUCAUCGUUUUCCUUCCACUAUUGCCCAUGAGUUUUCCUCUAAUUACAACUCGGCGACCACUUCUUUAUCCUUUCUAAUUUUUUUUUCGUCUGCCAAACCCUACACUAUUUUUUCUAUAACAACAUUUAGGGUUUACGAAUUCUCAAUUUCUAGUGUCUAAACACAAUGUCUCUCCCUCCCAUUGAUUGUAUAUACGUCACAGAAGAAUGUGUUCGUGAAUGGAAAAGCGGAAACCAAAACUUUCGUGUUUCUAGCCCCGUGCCUAUGCUUCGAUUCCUUUAUGAACUCUGCUGGACUAUGGUUCGGGGUGAAUUUCCGUUUCAGAAGUGCAAAGCAGCACUAGAUUCUGUAGAGUUUUCUGAUAGAGUGUCCAGUCAAGAAUUAGCCUCUAGUUUUGCUGAUAUCGUUACACAAAUGGCCCAGGACCUUACAAUGCCUGGAGAGUAUCGUGCUCGCCUCAUAAAGUUGGCGAAAUGGCUGGUGGAAUCUACAUUGGUCCCAUUGAGGCUUUUCCAGGAGCGAUGUGAGGAGGAAUUUCUGUUUGAGGCUGAAAUGAUAAAGAUUAAGGCUCAGGAUUUGAAGGGCAAAGAGGUUAGAGUAAACACUCGUCUUCUUUAUCAGCAAACGAAAUUUAACCUUCUUCGAGAAGAAAGUGAGGGCUAUGCCAAACUGGUUACACUUCUAUGUCGAGGUUAUGAAGAUACAACUGAAAACACAUCAGCUGCAACAAUAGGCAUCCUUAAGUCAUUAAUUGGGCAUUUUGAUCUGGACCCAAACCGUGUUUUUGAUAUUGUUUUAGAAUGUUUUGAACUUCAGCCUGACAACAGUACUUUUUUGGAGUUGAUUCCUAUCUUUCCAAAGUCUCAUGCUUCACAAAUUCUUGGUUUUAAGUUCCAGUAUUACCAGAGAAUAGAUGUAAAUGGUCCUGUACCGUCUGGGCUAUACAAGCUUACUGCUUUGUUGGUUAAGGAAGAGUUUAUUGAUCUUGAUAGCAUAUAUGCUCAUCUACUUCCUAGGGAUGAUGAGGCCUUUGAGCAUUAUAAUGCUGUUUCAUCCAAGCGGUUAGAUGAGGCUAACAAAAUUGGAAAAAUUAAUCUGGCUGCUACUGGAAAAGACCUCAUGGAUGAUGACAAACAAGGAGAUGUGACAAUUGAUCUUUUUGCUGCUUUAGACAUGGAAACUGAGGCUGUAGUUGAAAGGUCCUCAGAGCUUGAAAGUAGUCAAACGUUGGGCUUGCUGACUGGUUUUCUUUUAGUGGAUGACUGGUUUCAUGCUCACAUACUAUUUGAUCGUCUCUCUCCUCUAAAUCCAGUAGCACAUGUUCAAAUAUGCAAUGGAUUGUUUAGGCUCAUUGAAAAGUCAAUCUCAGCUGCAUAUGAUAACAUUCGUCAAACGCAUCUCCAAAAUUUUGGGUCUUCAUUGGGUGCCAGCAUUGAUUAUAUGGGUACAAGUAGUUCCGUUGGCCAUAGGACUUUCAUUGAUCUUCCCAAGGAGCUUUUUCAGAUGCUAGCAACUAUUGGACCUUAUCUUUACCGUGAUACAAUAUUGCUGCAGAAGGUAUGCAGAGUAUUGAGAGGUUACUACUUGUCUGCACUUGAGCUUGUAGGUGGCAGUGAUGGAGCUGCUAAUGGUGAAUCUGUGUUUACCGGAAAUCCUCGUCUCCACCUAAGGGAAGCUAGGUUGAGGGUAGAGGAAGCAUUGGGGACGUGCUUGCUACCUUCUCUACAGUUGAUGCCUGCCAAUCCAGCUGUGGGGCAGGAGAUUUGGGAAGUGAUGAAUCUUCUUCCAUAUGAGGUGCGCUAUCGUUUAUAUGGUGAAUGGGAGAAAGAUGAUGAAAGGAAUCCGAUGGUUUUGGCUGCACGACAAACAGCCAAACUGGACACCAGAAGGAUUUUAAAGAGGCUUGCAAAAGAAAAUCUGAAGCAGCUGGGUCGGAUGGUUGCAAAACUAGCUCAUGCUAAUCCAAUGACUGUACUUAGAACGAUUGUUCACCAGAUUGAGGCUUAUAGGGAUAUGAUUAUGCCUGUUGUAGAUGCUUUCAAAUAUUUGACACAGCUUGAGUAUGACAUCUUGGAAUAUGUUGUAAUUGAGCGGUUGGCACAAGGAGGUCGUGAUAAGCUAAAAGAUGAUGGUCUUAAUUUGUCAGAUUGGCUUCAGUCACUGGCUUCAUUUUGGGGUCACCUGUGCAAGAAGUAUCCAUCCAUGGAAUUAAGGGGUCUUUUCCAGUAUCUUGUUAACCAGCUUAAGAAGGGCCAAGGAAUUGAACUUGUUCUUCUGCAGGAGCUUAUUCAGCAAAUGGCUAAUGUUCAGUACACAGAGAACCUAACAGAGGAACAGUUGGAUGCAAUGGCAGGGAGUGAAACUCUCCGGUAUCAGGCUACUUCUUUUGGAGUAACACGGAAUAACAAGGCUUUGAUCAAGUCUACUAACAGGCUUCGGGACUCGUUGCUUCCGAAGGAUGAGCCAAAGCUGGCAAUCCCUCUUUUGCUACUUAUUGCUCAACAUCGUUCUGUGGUUGUCAUCAAUGCAGAGGCGCCUUACAUCAAAAUGGUUAGCGAGCAGUUUGAUAGAUGUCAUGGAACUCUUCUUCAAUAUGUGGAAUUCCUUUGUAGUGCUGUGACACCAGCCAAUGCUUAUGCUCAGCUGAUUCCAUCUCUUGAUGGUCUUGUACACCUUUACCACCUUGAUCCAGAGGUUGCUUUUCUAAUAUAUCGCCCUGUAAUGAGGCUCUUCAAGUGUGAGGGACGUUCUGAUGUUUUAUGGCCUUUGGAUGAUGACCAUGAGGCUGUGAACAGCACAACUAUGAACAUGGAGUCUGAACAACUGGAAUAUUCUGGAAAAGUGAUUCUGGAUCUAGGAGCUCCUCAGAAGCCAAUAACGUGGUCAGAUCUUCUUGAAACAGUGAAAACAAUGUUGCCUUCAAAAGCCUGGAAUAGCCUCUCACCUGAUCUCUAUGCGACAUUUUGGGGUCUCACUCUUUAUGAUCUAUAUGUUCCUAGAAAUCGCUACGAGUCUGAAAUUGCGAAGCAGCAUGCGGCUCUUAAAGCUUUGGAAGAGCUUUCUGAUAAUUCAAGCUCAGCAAUCACUAAAAGGAAGAAAGACAAAGAAAGGAUUCAGGAAUCUUUAGAUCGCCUGACUAGUGAACUUCAUAAGCAUGAAGAAAAUGUUGCAUCAGUUCGUAGACGACUGUCUCGUGAAAAAGACAAAUGGUUGAGUUCUUGCCCUGAUACUUUGAAAAUUAACAUGGAGUUCCUUCAGCGCUGUAUUUUUCCACGUUGUACUUUUAGCAUGCCGGAUGCUGUUUACUGUGCUAUGUUUGUGCAUACUCUUCAUUCCCUUGGGACUCCAUUUUUCAACACAGUAAACCACAUUGAUGUACUGAUUUGCAAAACCUUACAACCGAUGAUUUGCUGUUGCACGGAAUAUGAAGCAGGUCGACUUGGAAAGUUUUUGUAUGAGACAUUAAAGAUAGCUUACUACUGGAAGAGUGAUGAAUCAAUAUAUGAACGUGAGUGCGGAAACAUGCCAGGCUUUGCUGUGUAUUAUAGAUUUCCAAAUAGCCAACGUGUUACAUAUGGCCAGUUCAUCAAGGUACACUGGAAAUGGAGUCAAAGGAUAUCUCGGUUGUUGAUUCAAUGCUUGGAGUCAACCGAGUACAUGGAAAUUCGAAAUGCUCUUAUCUUGUUGACGAAAAUUUCUGGUGUUUUCCCUGUUACUAAAAGGAGUGGAAUUAACCUUGAAAAGCGGGUUGCUAGAAUUAAAAGCGAUGAAAGAGAAGAUCUUAAAGUGUUGGCAACCGGUGUUGCUGCUGCCUUGGCUGCUAGAAAGCCUUCUUGGGUUACCGAUGAAGAGUUUGGCAUGGGAUACCUCGAAAUAAAGCCUCCAGCUGCUUCGAAGUCAUUGGCUGUUAAUAUAGCAGCUGGCCAAAGUAGUUCUACCCUUAAUGUCUCUCAGAGUGAAGCUGCUGGGGGAAGAGCAGUUGCGACGGUAACUCAACAUGGAGAUUUUGGGAAUUCAGCCAGAGAACCCAGAGCAAAGUCUGCGGAUGGGAGGUCUGAUAGAACUGAAAAUGUUUCACAUGUGAAAUCUGAUCAAGGACAUCAAAAAGUAAAAGGUGGGUCAUUGGUGAAUGGGUCAGACGUUCAGUCAUCUGUUUCUGCUGCUGCUGUACAAAUUGGCGCAUCAAGGUCAGCAGAGAAUCAAAAGCAAAUGGAUGAAAUGGCAAAUAGAACGCUGGAUGAAAGCAUGGGCAGAGCUGCCUCAAAGAACUCUGCAGAAUCUGAGUCAAAAGCUUCUGGUAAAAGGUCAGUGCCUGCUGGAUCAGUUAAAACACCUAAACAAGAUCUUGGUAAAGAUGACUUUAAAUCUGGAAAAGCAGUGGGCAGAACUCCUGGCACUUCCUCCGGUGACAAGGACAUCUCUUCUCAUUUGUCUGAUGGAAGGCAAGGAAGUGUUACCAAUGUUUCUGCUGCGGUCACAUCCAAUGGUAAUGUGGUUUCAGCAUCAGCAAGGUGCUCAACCUCAAGUCAUGGUGGUGAAGGCAAGACAGAUGGUGGAGCUGGCAAAUCUGUAGUAAGAGAUGAUGCUACUGAAGUUGCUGAUGUUCAGAAGCCUCCUCGACUUGUUCAUUCUCCUAGGCAUGAUGGUUCUCUAGCACCAUCAAAGUCUAGUGAUAAGCUGCAGAAGAGAGCUAGCCCUGGAGAAGAUCCUGAAAGAUUAAUCAAACGCCGGAAAGGUGACACUGAAUUGAGAGAUUUAGAGGGUGAAGGCCGAUUAUCUGAUAGAGAGAGGUCCAUUGAUGCUCGAUUACUGGACCUUGAGAAAAUGGGCUCGGAUGAGCAAAAUAUACAUAGAAGUACUGAAAAGCUUUUGGAUAGGUCAAAAGACAAAAGUAAUGAGAGAUAUGACAGGGACUAUAGGGAAAGAUCAGAUCGUCCUGAUAAAUCUCGUGCAGAUGAUAUAUUAAUGGAAAGAUCAAGAGACAGGUCAAUGGAAAGAUAUGGAAGAGAGCGUUCAGUUGAGAGAGGUGCUGAUAGGAAUUUUGACAGGCCUACUGACAAAGCCAAAGAUGAAAGAAACAAGGAUGACCGAAGCAAGCUGCGUUAUAGCGAUACAUCUGUGGAAAAAUCUCAUGUUGAUGAUCGAUUUUAUGGGCAAAAUCUUCCUCCUCCACCGCCUUUGCCGCCUCAUUUGGUUCCCCAAUCUGUUAAUACUGGUAGAAGAGACGAAGAUGCUGAUAGAAGGUUUGGAGCUGCGAGGCAUGCUCAGAGGCUUUCUCCACGGCAUGAAGAGAGAGAAAGAAGACGCUCAGAAGAAAAUUCUAUGGUUUCACAAGACGAUGCAAAACGUAGAAGAGAAGAUGACUUUCGAGAGAGGAAGCGAGAAGAGAGAGAGGGGAUGUCAAUGAAGGUGGAGGAUAGGGAAAGAGAAAGGGAGAGGGAAAGAGAAAAAGUGAACCUUUUGAAGGAGGAAAUGGAUGCUAGUGCAGCCUCUAAGAGACGGAAACUUAAAAGAGAACAUUUGCCCUCAGGGGAAGCUGGUGAGUACUCUCCAAUUGCUCCACCACCUCCACCUCCUCCUAUUGGCAUGUCACAAACAUAUGACGGAAGAGAUCGGGGGGAUAGGAAGGGAGCCAUGAUCCAGCGUGCAGGUUACAUGGAGGAACCACCUAUGAGGAUUCAUGGCAAAGAAGUAGCUGGCAAAAUGACUCGUCGUGAUGCAGAUCCGAUGUAUGACCGAGAAUGGGAUGAUGAGAAGAGGCAAAGAGGAGAGCAGAAGCGGAGGCACCGGAAGUAAUGUCCUCAAUAAUGGAACAUGACGAGCUGAUUUUGGGUGCAUCAAUAUCAACAUUUGUGAUUAUUUUGUUUCCAUUGGUACUCCAAUUUCCUGUUAAAUUGUACCGGACUAGCUGUUGUAGCUCCUGAUUUUGGUGCUUAUAUCUAAUAUUUCAUUAAUGAUGAGAGAUGAUCGAUGAAAUUUUUGUACCAUAUUGUAUAUUGUGAUCACCAUAGUAUAGUGUAUCUAACCAAAUAUUUCUCCGCUCAAUUUCAUAUGAAAUGUAAAUAAAAUUGAGUUUUGGUUUCAA
Jatropha curcas is the source of this 6322-nucleotide messenger RNA. RefSeq names its product THO2 (gene THO2). Gene Ontology annotation, biological process: mRNA processing; mRNA export from nucleus. The record is from RefSeq and is a predicted model, not a curated record. Gene Ontology annotation, molecular function: mRNA binding. Lineage: Eukaryota; Viridiplantae; Streptophyta; Magnoliopsida; Malpighiales; Euphorbiaceae. Gene Ontology annotation, cellular component: THO complex part of transcription export complex.